AGAAGCAAAGAGUAGUUCUCCACUUGGCCACACGUUCACCCAAGUCUAACACCAGAAUCCAGAUGGCCUUAAACUGAUAACUAUUCAUUGACUCUGACCAACAAACAAACAAACAAACAAACAAACCAACUCAGAACCCACCUGCCAAAAACCACAACUACAACUUCAACAUCCUCAUAUUCUCUCUGGUAAAUUCCGCCAUGUUCAGAGACGUUUCAAGCUGCAGUACAUACAACUAUGGCGAUGCCUUGUACUGGGAUGCUCGUUACAUUCAAGAAGCUGCCUCUUUUGAUUGGUAUCAGCGUUACUCUGCUCUUCGUCCCUUUGUUCGCAAAUUUAUUCCCACUUCUUCUCGUGUUCUUAUGGUUGGCUGUGGAAAUGCCGUCAUGUCUGAGGACAUGGUGAAGGAUGGAUAUGAGGAAAUUAUGAACGUCGACAUUUCUACAGUUGCAAUUGACAUGAUGAGAAGGAAGCAUGCACACAUACCUCAACUGAAAUACAUGCAAAUGGAUGUUAGAGAUAUGACUUUUUUCCCAGAUAACUCAUUUGGUAGCGUUGUCGAUAAAGGAACUCUCGAUUCUCUGAUGUGCGGUACUGAGGCUCCAUUUAGCGCUUCUCGGAUGCUGGGUGAAAUCAACAGGCUACUUAAGCCUGGAGGAGUAUAUAUGUUGAUUACCUAUGGUGAUCCAAGUGCAAGGAUGCCUCAUCUGAAUCGUUCAGUGUACAAUUGGAAAAUUGAACUGUACCUUAUAUCAAGACCCGGGUUUGAUGGACCAGCUGUGGUUUCCAUUAAAUCAUGCCUGGAACCCAUCCCUCUGUCCGAGGACGGCCAGCUUCCACCCGAUUAUGUCCUGGCAGAUCCAGAUUGCCACUUCAUAUAUAUCUGCACAAAGAUGAAUGAGGGGACAACUAUCAUAACAUCACAUCCUUCGACAGGUGAUAUGUUAUGAUCCCCUAUACCAAUUCAAGUUUCAGAAUCACUUUAAUUAUGUGAUCCAAUUUUCUUUCCUUUAUACAAACUAAUUUAGUCGUUAGGUUUUGUUGCUGCAUCAGUCUUUGUAACAUUAGAUGUGUAUAAUUCUUGCUACUGAGUUGGAGAUUAAUGGAAUAAGUGUAGCCUCUUUUCGGAGCCUCAUAUCUGGAGAAGGAGGGGUUCACAAAUUAUUAUUUUCUUACUUCA
Messenger RNA from Beta vulgaris subsp. vulgaris (sugar beet), 1180 nucleotides. RefSeq lists its product as uncharacterized. The transcript has 8 exons. Bases 201 to 950 code for a protein of 249 amino acids. Gene Ontology annotation, molecular function: S-adenosylmethionine-dependent methyltransferase activity. The record is from RefSeq and is a predicted model, not a curated record. Lineage: Eukaryota; Viridiplantae; Streptophyta; Magnoliopsida; Caryophyllales; Amaranthaceae.